UUUGUGUCUUUGCUAAUAGUUUGCGGAAGAAGCAGAAGAGACAGGGGAGAGGUUCUGGUGGCUUCCAGAGAGUGGCUUAACUGGAAUCCAAAGUGAUAGCAUCGGAAGCGAUAGUAGAGGUCAUGUAAUGUAUCCCAGCCUCCUAAUUUUACAAAUGAGAAACUAAAGUCUAGUGAGGUGAAGUGACUUGUCUAAAACGGUUUGGAAGAUGACACACAACGCAGCUGCCUUUGUCCCUGGUGGCAGACCAGUGCGUGAAAAAGCAUGACACAAGUUUGAGGUUUGUGUCUGCGUCCUCAAGGUCAAGAAAUUAUCUCCUUGGAAGGCAACAAUACUAUGCAUGUUAUGAAUUGUGUCUCCUUGGUCAGUGAUAAAGAAAAUGGGACUAUCGCCACAGCAGCUGGAUUCAUGAUUGAGGAAACACCGCCCCCACCUCCUCCUCCUCCGCCGCCCCCUCCACCUCCACCAUGUCCAUAUUCAGAGGAAGUGUUUGCUCCCUCUCUUCCCCCUCCCCCACCACAUGGACUCCCCGGGGGCCCUCCGGUCCCUCCUCCCCCUCCAGAACUGCCCCCAGCAUCUCACUUGAAUGGCUACAGCCACCUCGGUAAGAAAAAGCGGAUGAGAAGCUUCUUUUGGAAAACCAUUCCGGAGGAGCAAGUGCGAGGCAAAACCAACAUCUGGACCUUGGCAUCCAGGCAGCAGCAUCAAUACCAAAUAGACACGAAGACCAUCGAGGAGCUCUUCGGGCAGCAGGAAGAUGCCACCAAGCCUUCCCUUUCCAGGAGAGGAGGAUCUUUAAAUUCGUCCUUCAAGGAAGCGAGAGAGGAGAUUACUAUCUUGGAUGCAAAACGGAGCAUGAACAUUGGGAUAUUUCUUAAGCAAUUUAAGAAGUCUCCUCAGUCCAUUGUAGAAGAUAUUCAUCAAGGAAAGAGUAAGCAUUAUGGAGCAGAGACAUUGCGAGAAUUUCUUAAACUGUUGCCAGAGUCAGAGGAGAUAAAGAAAUUAAAAACAUUUAAUGGUGAUGUGUCCAAGCUGUCCCUGGCAGACUCCUUUCUGCACUGCUUAAUUCAGGUGCCAAACUAUUCGCUUCGGAUUGAAGCCAUGGUGCUAAAGAAGGAGUUUUUACCUUCUUGCUCUUCUCUGUACACGGAUAUAAGAAUUCUAAGAAUGGCUAUACAAGAGCUGAUGUCAUGUGAGGAGCUGCAUUCCAUAUUACACUUGGUGCUACAGGCAGGAAAUAUCAUGAAUGCAGGAGGGUAUGCCGGCAAUGCAGUAGGAUUUAAGCUGUCUUCUUUGCUCAAAUUGGCAGACACCAAAGCAAACAAGCCUGGGAUGAACCUUCUGCACUUUGUUGCACAGGAAGCCCAAAAGAACGAUGCCAUUCUUCUAAACUUUUCUGAAAAAUUACAUCAUGUUCAGGAGGCUGCUAGGUUGUCUCUGGAUAACACGGAGGCAGAGCUGCACUCGCUGUCUGUCAGGACGCGGUCGCUGAAGGGAAACAUCCGGCGGGAUGAUGAGCUCCGUCAGCAGAUGGAGGAGUUCCUUCAGUUUGCUGUAGAAAAGCUGACCGAACUAGAACACUGGAAACGGGAGCUCCAGGACGAGGCCCACACCCUCAUAGAUUUUUUCUGCGAAGACAAAGAAACCAUGAAACUGGAUGAGUGCCUUCAGAUAUUUCGAGACUUUUGCACCAAAUUCAGCAAAGCGGUUAAGGACAACCACAACCGGGAGGUACAGGAGCUGAGGCAGCUGCGGCGGCUGCAGGAGCUGGAGCAGAAGAGCAGCAGUGAGAAUGACGUGGAGCAGCUGGGCAAGAAGGGUGCGGAGGACCUGCCCCCCUUCCUGCGCCACAGGCCCAUCAGCCCCUCCUGCCGACGCCCCAACACCCGCCGCUCCCGCCUCUCCCUGGGCGCCUCCGCUGACCGGGAGCUGCUGACCUUCCUGGAGAAUUCCGUGGGCAGCCCCGAGGAGGCCAACAAAUUCAACAGCUUGCCCCGGAGCAGCCCUCGGCAGGCCCGGCCCGCGUCGGCCUGGAGGGAGUCUGGGGAGCCGAGGGAGCAGGGCUCUGGCCGCACACACAGACCUCAGGCCUCCGCAGGCCAGGAGGGAGCCCCCGACCCACCCUCGGCUUCCUGUGGCCAGCUCCUCACGCCCCAGAUGGAAGACUCUGCUCCAGUUUUGCUCCGAACUCGAACUCGGCGCAGCGGGCUCAGCAUGCUCCAGAAGAGGAACAGCGAGCCUGUGGGCCUGGCGCCUCCCUGGUCCCCUCCACUCUCGCCACUCGCUCUGGGAAUUAAGGAGCACGAGCUGGUGACCGGGCUGGCCCAGUUCGACGUCCAGGGUCCCAAGGACCCAGAGGAGACGCCCCAGCGGAGCCCGACCAACGUCAGUCCAGUGGAGCUGGCGUCUCCGGGGGAUGGGAGCCUGCAACCCCUCGGAGCCGGCACUGGUGCUGGCACUGAUGCUGGCAACGGUAGCCUGACGCCUGUGGGUACAGGUGCCCAGGGGAGUCUCAGCGCCCAGGAGAGUCUCAGCGCCGCCCUGCAGGGUGACGGCGAGGCCCCUGACGAGCCCAGCAUCAACCCUGAGAACAAAGACCCUGGGCCUCUGUUCUACUUCUCGGAUACCACCGACUGCUCGCUGACCUUGGACUGCUCAGAGGAAACGAAUGCCAGGUCCGGGGGUGGGGAGCUGGGGGAGGCCGGCCAAGGGGAUGGCUCUGUGUCCUCUGGGGCAGGGGAGGCAGAUGGCAGCCAAGUGUCCUCCAACCCUCUCUCCAGCCCCGCUGGGGAGACCCCUGCUCCUGCUUCUGCAAAGACCGGGCCCAGCUGCAGGGGUGGCCUUUCCAGAGACAGGUCCUCCAAAGGGAAGGAAGUGACCACCCCAAAGAGAAACUCCCUCAAGGAGGCGUCCCAGGGAGCCCCCAAGCCUGGGGCUGUCCCGCGAGGCCAGGGGACAGCGCCCAAGCCCGUGCGGACCUUGACCUCCUCGGAGAGCGAGAGCAUGCGCAAGGUUGUGCCCAUCUCGAGGGCCAGCAGGGGCUCUUCCGGCUGCAAGCAGCCGCCUCGGGAGCCGCCCAGUGGCACCCAGGAGCCGUGGUCACGCCGGAACUCUGUGAAGGCACCUCGGACACGUCACCCAAGAGGGAGGGUCGGCUCCUGCGGCCCCCGGCCGGGCAAGGAGCCCGCCCUGCAGCCCAGGGGCUCCCUCAAGAAGCCCAGCGCCAAGCCCCUCCGGAACGUCCCCAGACAGAAACCCGAGGAAAAUAAGAUCUGCCGCUCCAAUUCCCAGGACCCCCAGAGCCCGGGAGAAGAGCCCAAGCCGCCUCCACCAACCCCCAGCGUCCCCCGUGUUCCGUCCCAGGUCCCUGGCUUUGCCCGAAACACAGUAGCCUCCUCAUCUCGGUUCAUGAAAACAGAUUCUCUCCCGGUGACCAAGGCCCCCGGCCUCACGCGGACCGUCUCCCACCGGCAGCUGAGGAUGAAGGGUGGCUCUGAGGAUGCGGUCCCCAAGGACAGCGGCACCCUGCGGCGGGCCAACAGCUCCCGGGCCCCCAAAAAGUGUCCUGAGUCAGCAGAAGGGCCCGGUGCCAACAUGGAGGCCUCUCUGAAGGGCAGGGGGACGGGGGAAAGGACCUCCUUCAGGCAGAAAGACUCCGGCCGGACCACACUGGGGAAAAUCCUCCACCCCUUAUGGAAGUGAUGGGUGCCUGUCCCCCCUCACCUCCUGGCACAUCAUGCGGACUGACUGCUGUGAAAGGCCAACACCGAGUGACUUCUACAUCAAGGGAAUCACCGGUGCCACCUGCUAGUGCUCCUGCCGCUGAAGGUACACUCCGGGAGGCCUGUGGGCUGCCACCUGCAGCGCCGACUCCUGCCGUCGCGUCCCCAUGCACCCCUGUCCUGGACCGGCACCUCCCGCACACACACCCCCAAAGUGUGCACAGGCACCUCUACGCCAAAACAGACUCAGGCGUGUGAGAUGGCAUUCGUACGCAACAAGUAAACAAGGAACUCUGGCCAGUUUUUAGAAAUCAGAGGCUUAUUUUUCAAUAUAAAAAUUCAGUGUUUUGGUUCCUUUUGCAGAGUGAAUGG
Molecule: messenger RNA, 4094 nt
Organism: Myotis davidii
Lineage: Eukaryota; Metazoa; Chordata; Mammalia; Chiroptera; Vespertilionidae
Gene: FHDC1
Product: FH2 domain containing 1
Biological process (GO): actin filament polymerization
Cellular component (GO): actin filament; cytoplasm
Molecular function (GO): microtubule binding; actin binding
Source: RefSeq, a predicted model, not a curated record